AUGGGUGCGACGGGAAGGGCGUCUUGCAACGCUUGCCAACUUCAAGAAUUACAAUGCGAUUCCAAGAAGCCCAGCUGCAAGAACUGCACAAGAAAUGGCAUCAAGUGUGCAUACCCGUUGACCCUCAAAUGGGGCGGAAGACCUUACAAAGACAAAUCCAAGCGGAUCAAGAUGCCUCCGAAUACGAAGUUGGUGAAUGGAGUACUGAUGGCCAACCAUACAUCCAUGAAGGUGUUGAAGCCAAAAAAGCUCAAAACUAACGCAGUAGUGGCCGGGCCCUCAUUUCAAGAUCUCCCUGUCGGAGCACAGCUAGAUAUCGAAGAGAUUCUGGGCCACAGUCCGAUUCUCGAAGAGUCAUCGGCACUAGCUGUGACAACGUCGAUAACCCCUCCAUCACCACCGAUGCGAAUGUUGAAGCCGAUGCACAUGCCUGGUUUGGACUUGUUGAACCAGUCUCAAACCCAUUCGGAAUUUUUUGAAUACUACGUUUGUGAAACGGCCCAUGCGUUCGUUCCGCUCAAUAGAGACAAUAAGAACAAUCCGUUCUGUACAAUUGUUCCUCAAUUGGCUCUGCACAGCUCCACUUUAAUGAGAAUUGUGAUGGCUUUUGGUGGUAAACAUCGCGAACAGAAACUCCUUAUGGAACAAGGGCAAGAAUGUUUCUCUCUGGAGGAAAUAUCAUCGGGCGGUGUAAGCUCGGACUCUGGGGCCCUGGCUCGGGAUUUAGAGCAGCAAAGUGUGCUUGAGCUGAUUCGAGAAAUGGCGCGUUCUCAAAAUAAGCUCAAUGAUUUGGUUCUGGCGUCAGUUCUGAUCCUUGCAAGCCUGUCUAUAUUUUUUGGCAAUGGAAAGAACUGGCACACUCAUGUAUUCGGAGCUGAAGGUAUCAUAAUGCAAGAACUCCAGCAACGCUCCAAAGAGAGGCAAAUCUAUCUUAAGUACCCUCAUGAAAGAGGAUCGUAUUUUUUCUUGCGAAGGUGGUUUGCCUAUAUUCGAGUGAUGGGGUGUCUCUCUUCGGGGCUUUUUGAGCACUUUCCAGAGAGGAAGUUCUCACAAUUGAAGAUUGACUUCGAUCUGCCCACUCGCAAUGAAUGUACUGGUGAUGUAGAUGAUGUUUACUACACCAACGGAAUGGGCGUAGAGGUCCUUUCAUUCCUGGCCCAAGUUGCGAAUCUGAUUUUGGAGAAGGAGACAGAUGGCCGACGAGAACUAACAGGCUCAACACUUCAAGGUGCCAUCGAAUUAGACUAUAAGAUAGUACACUUCUUAGGUAUAAGGAAGCCCGUGACAAAGCUGGACAUUUCACAGGGUGCCAUGUUGGUGCAAGACAGCAGCGAGAAUUCCUUUCUGAUGGCCACCAACUUGCUUUUCGGUCUAAGUGGCCUGCUACAACUACGACGCAGAGUCAUUGGCCUCUCUUAUGACAAUCCCUUAGUUCGAGACCUACUUUUCAAGAUGAUAGCAUUGGUUGAAAACAAACUACAGUCUCAUAGGCACCCAAAUCCUUGCUUGCUCUUUUGCAUUUUCAGUUGCGGUUGUGAGCUGUUAGAAGACGUGCUCGUUUCGAAACGGGAGAUUUGCUUGGCUCAAAUCGACAUGUUGAUCGAGGCUGGCGUAGAAAGCGCAUCUCAGGCAAAGAAUGUCAUGCAGGAGUGUUGGCGCACGUCAAAUUCAUGGUGGGAAGUCCUCAGCAAACAUAAUCUGGAUAUAUGCUUUGCCAUCUAA
Messenger RNA from Lachancea dasiensis, 1722 nucleotides. Lineage: Eukaryota; Fungi; Ascomycota; Saccharomycetes; Saccharomycetales; Saccharomycetaceae. The record is from the annotation of a GenBank genome assembly.